GAGGUUAUGUGUUAUGUCGUCCAUUCGAUAAUUCGAUUUCUAGUCCUUUUAUUAAGCUGACGAGUUUCGUUCGUUUUUUGUCUUUCAUUUAUCUUUAAAGUUUUUCAGCUUUAAAUCGACAUCGAAAUGACUCGCAAGCGCCGUAAUGGAGGAAGAUCAAAACACGGCCGUGGUCACGUCAAGCCUGUGCGUUGCACCAAUUGCGCUCGCUGCGUGCCCAAAGACAAGGCUAUCAAGAAAUUUGUUAUUCGUAAUAUUGUCGAAGCCGCCGCUGUCCGUGAUAUAACUGAUGCUAGUGUAUAUACAUCAUACCAAUUGCCGAAAUUAUAUGCUAAAUUGCACUACUGUGUUUCUUGUGCCAUCCAUUCCAAAGUGGUCAGGAACAGAUCAAAAGCUGACCGUCGUAUCAGGACACCACCAAGCCGUAACUUCCCACGUGGUGAUAAUAAUCGCCAAGGAGGACAACCUCAAAGGAAAACGUAAUUCCCAUCGUAUUAUGGGGAUACAAAAUUAUAUUAUACCUUCAUUUAAGAUAUAAAAAUACAUUUUGAUUCUGACAAAAA
Molecule: messenger RNA, 563 nt
Organism: Acyrthosiphon pisum (pea aphid)
Lineage: Eukaryota; Metazoa; Arthropoda; Insecta; Hemiptera; Aphididae
Gene: RpS26
Product: ribosomal protein S26
Exons: 4
Coding region: 127-483 (118 amino acids)
Biological process (GO): translation
Cellular component (GO): cytosolic small ribosomal subunit; ribosome
Molecular function (GO): mRNA binding; structural constituent of ribosome
Source: RefSeq, marked validated